UGUCAAGGUAAAAAAAGGCGGAAAUCAUAAUCCGGUCACCUGUGUUUACAUUUUGAAUUUCACAAAUCUUAAUUAUACGUUCUUAUGACCUUAUGUAGCCAUAGGGCUUAACUUUAUCCUAGUAAUGAAAGUUACUCAAAAUAAUGCACCCGUAUGCAUUCAAAAUUUCGGAUAUUUUAUCAUAUGUUUUUACAUUUUAUGGUCGUGCAAAGAAAUAGCGCGACUUUCAAACGAUGUUGUUGUUCUGCGUAAAUCUGUACAAGACAUUUUGAUAGACGGCCAUACACCAGUUCAGAGUACAAGAGAGCAUGGUCUUAUGCAUAAAAAUGUACACAGAGUCCAAGACGAUGAUGACACAGAAAACAAAGCUUCCGACGAUCAAUAUUUUCGCCAAAAAAGAUUUGCAGAUAAAGAUAAGAAAAAAUGCAAGAAAGAAAAACGAUACCUGAGGAAAUGUCGGAAGAAGCUGCGCAAUAAGGCGAUAGUCAGUUCAAAAGAGGCAAGGUUACAAGCAGCCCAUGUGGAACUUGAUUUUCAUAUAAACACUACAAUGUCGAAAAAACUAUUAAUGGCUAUUGACAAAUGUUAUAAAGAAUUUGGUGGAUUAGUCUGUUACAACAAUAAGACUUAUGAGAGCGACGGAAGACAAUCAGAAAAGAUUCUUGGUGUACCAUGGAAACUAUCGUCACCAAAAGAGAUGUCACCACUGGAACUGACAUCUGAGCAUGGAAAAUAUAAAGUAAAAUAUGAUGGUUUAUAUAUAGUGUAUUUGAACAUACUAUUCAUCCCAACUAAUCUAGAGGAAAGAGCUGCCGUGUUCUUAGAUGACAAACAGAUAAUGACUUGUCAAGACGGUGUCUACAUGGGACAUGAACUAGAUCUACCUGAUAGCCAACAAAACUUCACAGAAAAAUCAUGUGCCACGUUAGGCAUGUUCAUUAUAAACAAGGGUCAAACAUUAUCAAUACGUAUUGAAACACAAAGUACCAAAAUAAGAAUGUGGGGAGUCGGCAAUAACUUUGGAGUCAUUUUAUUAAAUAAAAAAUGAAAUUCAAAGAUAUUAACAUGUAGUUCUGUUAUAAUAUUUUUAUUCUUUGUGCUUUCUAUCUCUUUUGCACGGUUAGUUUUUGAGACAACCCUUUUUCUUAUCUUUGACAAUUUACGAAA
This is a messenger RNA of Mytilus trossulus (common blue mussel), 1167 nucleotides long. RefSeq lists its product as uncharacterized. Gene Ontology annotation, molecular function: protein binding. The transcript is spliced from 7 exons. The record is from RefSeq and is a predicted model, not a curated record. Bases 125 to 1048 code for a protein of 307 amino acids. Lineage: Eukaryota; Metazoa; Mollusca; Bivalvia; Mytilida; Mytilidae.